Brassica napus (rape) is the source of this 2835-nucleotide messenger RNA. RefSeq lists its product as uncharacterized. Gene Ontology annotation, cellular component: nucleus. NCBI's taxonomy places the organism in Eukaryota, Viridiplantae, Streptophyta, Magnoliopsida, Brassicales, Brassicaceae. The record is from RefSeq and is a predicted model, not a curated record. Bases 1 to 2610 code for a protein of 869 amino acids. The transcript is spliced from 6 exons. Gene Ontology annotation, biological process: protein desumoylation. Gene Ontology annotation, molecular function: deSUMOylase activity.
AUGGAUAUUCCAGAACUCCCCCGUAGGUUAUACACAUCAGGGGAAGAACCAGAAGCCCACAAUAGCAUUUCGUAUCAUACGGAUAACAGCAAGUUGCAUACUGCUCUUAGGAAAGCUCUUACUGAUGACGAAUUUGAAGAGCUCAAGGAGUCGAGUUUGGGAGUUUUCAUCAAGUUCAAGGAGCAGGGAUUUGGUUGGGCUUCAAGGCUGGUUCACUACAUGCUCAGUUUCAAGCUGGACAUUAAGAAGAAGUAUGAGAUGUGGUCUCUCGUUGGUCCAGAACCUUUGAGGUUUUCACUGUUAGAGUUUGAAAACCUCACUGGUCUAAACUGCGAGUACAUCGAGGACCUUGAGACACCAAAAUGUGAUGUUACCCCAGAGAUGGUUUCUUUCUGGGGGAUGCUGGGAGUUCAUCUGGAAGCUGGGCCAACUACUGAUCAGAUAAUAGCAGCACUGCAGAGAUGCGGGGAUUGGUCCAGGGAAGAUCGCAAGCGGCUCGCGUACCUCUCCAUCUUCACUGGAUUCAUUGAAGGGAGAAAGUUUUCAACCGCUACACGAUCUACUCUGGCAAGGCUAGUGAUGGAUUUAGAACGGUUUGAGAAUUAUCCAUGGGGGAGAGUCGCAUUUAAGGUGCUGAUGGACUCUUUGUGGAACAAAGAAAUUGCUGGCUGUUACACCGUGGAUGGGUUUAUACAAGUUCUUCAGGUCUGGACGUACACAGCUAUGCCGGAAUUGGGUGCUAGUAUUGGUGGUCCCAGAGCAGACAGUCCGUCUCCACCGAUACUGGCUUACGAGGGCAGCAGAGGCCGCAGAUCAAUGAAAGCUGCUAUCUUGAGUCAGACCCGCGUGAUCAACUUUGUUGAGAAGGACAUUAGUGAAAUGUGGCCAAAAUGGGACUCUGAGGUUGAGGACCUGCCCGCGGAGAACAUCAUUAAAGUCAUGUAUGAGCGGAGACCGUGGAAGUGGACCAUGGAUUGCUGGGAAGUCACUGGUACUAAGGUCAAUACAAAACCUAAGGUUGUGACUCCAUCAAAGAAGGCCAAAGAGAUGGUUGUGUUGGAGGAGGAGGAGGAGGAGGAGGAAGACAAUCCAAGACCUCGGAAGAAAGCUCGUAAAGAGGCUCCUAAAGUGGCUAGUGAAGAGGCUAGAGAAGAGGCUAGAGGGGCUACCCCUCAAGAUAAACAGCCUACCCCUCUUGCCAAAGAAACCGGGGGUAGAAACAAACAGGCUACCCCUCAAGAUAAACAACCUACCCCUCUUGCCAAAGAAACCGGGGGUAGAAACAAACAGGCUACCCCUCAUGCCAAUGAAACCGUGGUUAGUAACCAGCCUCCUCCUCAUCAAACCAAACAGCAGCCUCCUCCUCCUCAAAAGAAACAGCAGCAGCCUCCUCCUCCUCAAAAGAAACAGCCUCCUCCUCAAAAGAAACAGCCUCCUCCUCAAAAGAAACAGCCUCCUCAAAUCAAAGAGAGAUGGUUGCCGGAGGAUACAGCAACCGAGGCGAACUCGGUAAAUAAGACCUCCAAAGAGAUUGUUGCUGUCACUUCCACCGAUCACCAACCGAGCCUCGCUUCCACCGAUCAACAACCGAGCCUCGCUUCCACCGAGCCAAGCGAUCCAGUUUCAGAACCGAGCCUGGUUGUAUUGGACAAGCGUGCAAAGAGUAAACGAGCGAAGAAACCUGCUCCCACUGUGAGAUCUCCUUAUACGGCAGAGAAAAAAAAAGAUAAAGUGGGAGCCUAUAAUCCAUUUCCGCCAGUAAACAAAGAUCGGUUGAAGGAACUCGCUGAUUGGUUGAAAACUGAUCCUCAUUAUUUAACUAAGACCGAGGACAAACCACGUACAUCACCAACAAGGUGGUACCACUUCCUCCGGACAGCCAGAGGAUGGCUGGAAGACUGCCAUAUAGAUGCUUGGAUUAAUGUGCUAAGGCAGAGGUAUCAGGAGAACCCACAAGCUUUCAGGAGCGAGCGAAUGUGCUUCCUGGAUCACAACUUUUCCCAGUCUUGGAGAGAGCAGUAUCACCUCUUCAAAACAUCGGAACCUGAUCACAAAGGUUUAGGAAGAGUUCUACCUGGUGGGGCGUCGUAUUUUUAUGACGGAUCAAUACCUUCAUUUUGCCAAUCAAACAAGAAGUGGGGGGAGGACAUUGAUGAUAUCUAUGCGCCAGUGAACUUGGACGACAAGCAUUGGGUUGCUAUUUGGAUAUCGAUCCCUAAGAGGCACAUAGUCGUCUGGGACAGCAUACCUUCAUCUAGUGUACCAGACGCAUGGGAUGCGAUAAUGGAGCCUUUUCUCCAGAUGGUCCCUUAUCUGCUUGUUGAGUGCGCAGCCACCGACGAAAUACGGGUCAAAUACGGGUUGGAGCCAUACACAUAUGAGAGACCGCUGAAAGGUGUACCCACGGCCAACAAUGGUGAUUGUGGCGUGUACACUGUAAAGUACAUUGAAUGUCAUGCUCUCGGUGUCUCCUUUGACCCUAAAGACUUUGCUAGGUGCAACGCAAAGAAAAUGAGGGAUAAUAUGGCGGUGGAUAUAUGGAAGGAGCUUGUUGAUCAGCAUCUAAAAGAAAAUGUGGAUGGUGAUAGGUUCGUGGGCUUGUAUGAUUAGAUUAGUGUUUGUAUUUGAACUUGUCUUUGUAUUUGAAUAUAUAAGUUGAACUUGUAAAUAUAUAAGUUGUAAAUAUAUAAGUUGUCUGGAAGAUUAGUGUUUGUAUUUGAACUUGUAAAUAUAUAAGUUGUCUGGAAGAAAUAAGUCGUCUGGAAGGUUUUCCAACUGGACGACUUACAAAUAAGUCGUCUAGAAGGUUUGGACGACUUAUUAUAAGUCGUCUGG